Trichomycterus rosablanca is the source of this 2522-nucleotide messenger RNA. RefSeq names its product thimet oligopeptidase 1 (gene thop1). The record is from RefSeq and is a predicted model, not a curated record. Gene Ontology annotation, biological process: proteolysis; peptide metabolic process. Gene Ontology annotation, cellular component: mitochondrial intermembrane space. The transcript is spliced from 13 exons. Lineage: Eukaryota; Metazoa; Chordata; Actinopteri; Siluriformes; Trichomycteridae. The coding region runs from base 63 to 2123 and encodes 686 amino acids. Gene Ontology annotation, molecular function: metalloendopeptidase activity.
CGGAGAUAACGUUGAUUGUGCUGCCGCUGCUGCUCGGAUCGAUUCUGUAAUCUGUAUGAAUAAUGGCUCCUACAGGUGAAGUGGUGUUUGGCAGUGGAGACCGAGUCUGUGCAGAAAAUCACUUGCUCUGGGACCAUACACCAGAGCAAAUUCAUAAGCUGACAGAUGAGUUAAUUGUGAAGACCAAGAAAGUGUACGACUCUGUGGGAGCUUUGGAUGUAGCCAGUGUCAGUUAUGAGAAUACCCUAAAGGCCCUUGCUGAUGUAGAGGUGGAAUACACAGUUCUGCGUAACAUGUUGGAUUUUCCUCAACAUGUUUCUCCCUGUAAGGAUGUGCGCGAGGCCAGCACCGAGGCUGACAAGAAGCUUUCGGAGUUUGAUGUGGAGAUGAGCAUGAGGGAGGAUGUUUACAACAACAUUGUUGCUCUUCAGGGGAAGCUACAGGAUGGAAGUAUUAGCCCUGAAGCUAAGCGCUAUAUGGAUAGACUUAUGAAAUUGGGAAAGAGAAACGGCCUUCAUCUCUCCAAGGAGACACAAGAGGAGAUCAAGAAGAUUAAAAAGAAACUGAGCACUUUGAGUAUUGAUUUCAACAAGCAUCUGAACGAGGACACCACUAGUCUCUCUUUCUCUCGGGAGGAGCUUGGUGGCCUUCCUGAAGAUUUUCUCAGCUCAUUGGAGAAGGAUGAAAGUGGAAAGCUUAAAGUAACCCUUAAAUACCCUCACUAUUUCCCCACCAUGAAGAAAUGUUACGUUCCUGAGACUCGCAAGAAACUAGAGGAAGCUUUUAAUUCUCGCUGUAAAGAGAGGAAUGCGGCUAUCCUGAAGGAGCUGGUGGAGUUACGCUCUCAGAAGAGCAGUUUACUGGGCUUUAGCACACAUGCUGACUUUGUGCUGGAGAUGAACAUGGCCAAAGCAUCCAAAAAAGUUUCUUCAUUUCUGGAGGAGCUUGCCAAUAAGCUGAAGCCUCUGGGCAAGGAGGAACGGGCAGUCAUCGUUAAGCUGAAGGAGAAGGAGUGCGAAAAGAGAAAGCUUCCCUUUAACGGCGAGUUGCAUGCCUGGGACACACGCUACUACAUGACCCAGGUGGAGGAGACUCAGUAUGCUGUGGACCAGAACCAGCUGAAAGAGUACUUUCCAAUGGAGGUGGUGACCCAUGGGCUGUUGGAUAUCUACCAGGAGCUGCUGAACCUCUCCUUUCAGAAAGUGGAAGGUGCCCAUGUGUGGCACGAUGAUGUCACACUUUAUUCUGUCAAAGACCGCACCUCUGGCAACAUGAUGGGUCAGUUCUACCUCGACCUUUUUCCCAGAGAGGGGAAGUAUGGGCAUGCUGCUUGUUUUGGCUUGCAGCCUGGUUGUUUGCUGCCUGAUGGGACCAGACAGAUGGCUGUAGCAGCCAUGGUUGCCAACUUCAGCAAACCAACAGCUGACGCUCCCUCACUGCUGCAGCAUGACGAAGUGGAGACCUACUUUCAUGAGUUUGGCCAUGUCAUGCACCAGCUUUGUGCACAGGCAGACUUUGCCAUGUUCAGUGGAACACAUGUGGAAAGGGACUUCGUGGAAGCUCCAUCUCAGAUGCUUGAGAACUGGGUGUGGGAAAAGGAGCCGCUACAGCGCAUGUCCAAGCAUUAUAAAACUGGCAAGCCAAUCCCAGACGAAUUACUGGAGAAACUUAUUAAGUCCCGGCUUGCCAAUACUGGUUUGUUCAACCUGAGGCAGAUAGUACUGGCUAAGGUGGACCAAGCUCUGCACACGAAAACAGGACUGGAUCCAGCAGAGGAGUAUGCCAAGCUGUGUCUGGAAAUACUAGGUGUCCCUGCAACACCAGGUACAAACAUGCCAGCAACUUUUGGCCAUUUGGCAGGUGGAUAUGACGCCCAGUAUUAUGGCUAUCUUUGGAGUGAGGUCUUCUCCAUGGACAUGUUUUACGCCUGCUUCAAGCAAGAGGGCAUCAUGAGCCCCAAGGUGGGUCUGGACUACAGGAAUUGUAUCCUUAAGCCUGGAGGUUCAGAGGAUGCAGCUGAAAUGCUAAAGAAAUUCCUGGGAAGGGACCCCAAGCAAGACGCGUUCCUCCUGAGCAAAGGACUGUCGAUCGAGCUGGAGCCGGGCACGCCUUGCGCCUGCUGACCUGAUGUCAUCACCGCCUCAGAGAAACGUCACACAGAACUUACUCUGAACUCUGAUUUUUGUGAAAAAUCACACACGCUUCACAGGCUAUCUCAAGUUCCAACACGUUUAUUUCUUUGUGAGCUCUGGUGAAUUGCUUUAAAUGCAAACUGUUCCAUCAAAUUUAAAGAAAACAGUUAUUAUACAAAUGAUCUCUGUGCUUGUGCUUUAAUAUUUCAAACUGGCAAAAAAACCAGGUUUCUCUAGAAUAAAAUCACAAGUGUUAAUUAAUGCUUUAAUAACAAGCAGAAAUGAAAUAUCAUCAUGCAACAACUGUAAUAAGUGCAAUAAGUGUUCUCUCACACAGUUGGUCAGGUAUUAUGAUUAAUAUGCUCCAGAAUAAAACUUCUUAGGGUGUUA